GUUGUGUUUAAAUACACAAACUGUUUCCAAAUCAGCGCCUUGAGAGACCACUUUAACCGUCUUGGAGAGUGGCACUGCACGGCCGAGGCGUAACAUUUUGAAAGGUUGUGUUCAGUAGACAGCCACAGAAAGCAGGAGUCCGUUAAGUAGGUUUAAAGAAACAAACCGCGGUUUCUAAAGUGGAGAAUAAAACAACUGAAAAGUUUUAUUUUCGAAGGAACCAUUGGAGUACAUUGUGAGCAGCAAGAAGCCAUUCAACUCCGACCUCCGAUGCUAAGGCUCCAUGGCAUAAAGCCUGUCCUCCGAUACAGCGUGUCCCUUGGGAGAACUGCCUAGGAGCUCACGACUCUGACGCCCCGCUGCUAAUUUCCACAGCCUGAGGGGAACCAGGAAGCAGCCGGCAGGAGCCAUGCCUGCCCUGGCUACCGGAGCCGGCCACGAGCCAGGUCUGUACGAGCUGCUGGCGGCUCUGCCCUCCCAGCUGCAGCCCCAUGUCAGCCGCCCUGAGGACAACAUCUUCCUCCAGGACAUGUUUGGGGAGAGAAGCCUCCACUCGCUGGUCAAGAUCCAUGAACAGCUGCAGCACUACGAAGAGAGCAAGCCCGUCCCUGUCCUUGACAGCGCUGCAGCUUUGGCCCAUGAAUUGUCUGAGGAGCUGGAAGGGAAAUCAGCCAACGGAGAAAUCAAAGAGCUUCUCAAACUCCUGGCCAAACCCCAUGUGAAGAGCCUUCUGUCGGUCCAUGACACUAUCGCCCAGAAGAGUUACGACCCCGAACUACCUCCGCUGCCUGAAGACAUUGACGACGAUGAGGAUUCUGUGAAAAUCAUAAGACUGGUCAAAAACAAGGAACCUCUCGGAGCAACGAUAAGGCGUGACGAUCACACAGGAGCCAUCCUCGUGGCCCGGAUCAUGAGAGGAGGGGCAGCCGACAGAAGUGGACUGAUUCACGUAGGAGAUGAACUGAAGGAGGUCAAUGGAAUCCCUGUGGAUGACAAGAAACCAGAGGAAAUCAUUCGUAUUCUGGCCCAGUCGCAAGGAGCCAUUACCUUUAAAGUUGUCCCAUGCGUCAAGGAGGAUGCGCCAACCAAGGAGCAAAAAGUGUUUGUGAAGGCGCUCUUUGACUACGACCCUAAGGAGGACAAAGCCAUCCCAUGUAAAGAGGCUGGACUGGCCUUCAAGAAGGGCUCUAUCCUUCAGAUCAUGAGCCAAGAUGAUGCAACCUGGUGGCAGGCCAAACACGAAGGGGAAGCCAAUCCCCGUGCCGGCCUUAUCCCGUCCAAACAGUUCCAGGAGAGGAGAUUUGCCCUGUGGCGACCUGUUGCGACGCUCCCGCCCCAGAAGACCUUGAGUCGACGAUCAUUGGAUGCACCACAGAAAUGUACCAAAGACUGGGUCUCACUAGACGAUGUGGCCGUAGAGUUUGCUGAGGAGAUCGAAGAGGAUGCUGACUAUAGUAGCGGAUUCCACCUAGCUGGGUUCAGGAGAAGCUUCCGUCUGAGCAGGAAGGACAAGAAGACCAACAAGUCUAUGUACGAGUGUAAGAAGAGUGAAAUGUAUGACAUGGCUGAUGUGCCCACUUAUGAGGAGGUCACCCUUUACCGCAGGCAGAGUGGGGCUAAACACAGGCUGGUGGUUCUAGUAGGACCCACAGGAGUUGGCUUGAAUGAACUCAAGAGGAAACUGUUGAUCUCAGACCCCCAGCACUUUAGUGUGACCAUCCCACACACAAGUCGGGCCAAGAAGAACCAGGAGAGCGACGGCGUGGAGUACCACUUCAUCUCCAGACAUCUCUUUGAGACGGAUAUCCACAAUAACAAGUUCAUUGAGUAUGGCGAGUACAAAGGGAAUUACUACGGAACGAGUCUAGACUCGAUACGCUCCGUCCUCUCCAAGAACAAAGUGUGCUUAUUGGAUGUCCAGCCUCAUACCCUAAAGCACCUGCGGACGGCAGAGUUUAAACCCUUUAUAGUGUUGGUAAAGCCUCCUACGAUCGAGAGGUUGAGGGAGACCAGACAGAACGGCAAAAUCCUAUCUGGCAAGGACGACAAGGGUUCUGCCAAGCCAUUCACGGAGGAGGACUUUGAGGAGAUGGUGACCACUGCCCAGAUGCUGGAGACUCAACAUGGCCACCUGUUUGAGAAGGUCAUAGUCAAUGAUGACCUCUCGGCAGCCUUCAGCGAGCUGCGGUUGGCACUAAAGAAAGUGGAGACGGAGACUCACUGGGUUCCAGUCAGCUGGACUCACUCCUGAGAUCCACACAGAGUGUACAGGGAGAAAAGGGAAGGGCUUUGACAAAUAUAUGCAGGUAUUUUAUCUUUUUUAUGUCUGCUGUGGCUCGUGUUGGGGGUUGGGUUGGGUUGGUGGGGGGGCAGGAUAAAACAAGAAAGCGCCAGACUGCUGUGUCGCCAUACCUGAGCUGCACAGAGCUAAGAAUAAGCUUUUGCUUGGGAUCAGGGUUGGAUUUAGACCUCAGCUGUGGUCUGGAUGUGAAUCUACAGGGCUGAGGCUGAGGGUUUGUCCAGAUUAUGGGCCUUGGACAUUGAUCUGGGUCUCAGUCUGGGCCACACAACUACGAGCCACGAGUUUGAGCUCCUUGGUCCAAAACCAGAAUGUGGAACGAGCCUGGACCAUCACAGCACCAGCAGUCCUGCCAGCACAUCAUCAGUCGCCAGGCCAACCAGGACUCCGUCUUUAGUGUGUUUAUAACAUUAGGCCAUUAGAAACCAAAGGGUUGACAUAUUUCUUCUUGGUGGACAACUUACAUGCAUAUGUCUGUAAAAGAACACAACCUCUGCGCGGGCAAAAAGGGAGGGAAAAGAAAACCUAUUUGCCUUCUGUCUUAACUAUAUUUCUGUGCUUCUAUAAUGCUUCCAUGACUGUUACUCCAAACAAAACAUUGUCAGGUACACUCAAAAAAGGGCGGUAAGUGUAAUUUUAUUUAAGAGAAAUUAAUAUAUUUUCUAAUAUCCUCCGGGGUUGUUUUUUUUUUUUUUCAUACCUUUUUAUAUAUACAUAUCUUGACUUUUAAAGCAACCUGAUCGCAACUGUAGCCACCUCUCUGACAGCGUUUUACAUCAGAGGCGUCUCUUUUUUUUUUUUUUUUUUUAAGUCAAGUGUUUUGAUUUUAUCACCCUAGUCUAGUUUUCCCCCUACAAAGCACAUAGAGAGACAUUUUAUUUAGGUGUUAUAUAAUCCAUUUAGGAGCAUUUUGGAAAGCCACCCUUCAUAUGAAGGUGCCCAGAAUAACAGCGUUGCCAUUUAAAGUCCCAGAACUGGACCCUUUUGGCUGUCUCCUAGAAGAAAAUGUUCACAAUUGUGUUUUAUUAGGGUGGAGUCUUUAUUUUUAUUCACAUAAAAAUGGCUUCAGCAAUGCAGCUAAUAGAGAGUCCACAGCACACUUCCCUGGUUUUACUCAGUAUUUUUCAUUUUUUAACUCCCAACUGGUUGUCAAAGCAGCUAGUCAUUAAUCCUGGCUGUAUUAUUAUCAUUAAUAAUGUUACAGCCCUGGUAGCUCCUUGGUUCUUUGCUUCUAAUGUGAACACCUGAUGAUUUUACACUUUAAAGGAAUAGUUUUCCCUCUUAUUUGCUUUCCUGCCAACAGUAAGUUGAGAAGAUUGAUCCCACUGUCAUGUCUAUGUAUUAUUUGUGGAUGUAGAGCCAAGAGGCGAUUAGCAGCACUUCUAAAGUUGUGGUUUUAUGAUCUUGUUUCGGUUUGUGAACAAGAUAUUUGUUUAUUUAUAAGCGUUAAAGGUCCCAUGACAUGGUGCUCUUUGGAUGCUUUUAUAUAGACCCUAGUAGUCCCCUAAUACUGUAUCUGAAGU
Molecule: messenger RNA, 3822 nt
Organism: Perca fluviatilis (European perch)
Lineage: Eukaryota; Metazoa; Chordata; Actinopteri; Perciformes; Percidae
Gene: mpp7a
Product: membrane protein, palmitoylated 7a (MAGUK p55 subfamily member 7)
Exons: 21
Coding region: 410-2251 (613 amino acids)
Biological process (GO): protein localization to adherens junction
Cellular component (GO): cell-cell junction; plasma membrane
Molecular function (GO): protein binding
Source: RefSeq, a predicted model, not a curated record